Molecule: messenger RNA, 2464 nt
Organism: Folsomia candida
Lineage: Eukaryota; Metazoa; Arthropoda; Collembola; Entomobryomorpha; Isotomidae
Product: venom dipeptidyl peptidase 4
Exons: 16
Coding region: 114-2405 (763 amino acids)
Biological process (GO): proteolysis
Molecular function (GO): dipeptidyl-peptidase activity; serine-type peptidase activity
Source: RefSeq, a predicted model, not a curated record
ACACUUUUACUAAUUUUGCAUACAUUUUUCCGUAUGUAUGAAUAAUAUCCGUAAACAAUGGUAACCUUGACAACGCGGGAGUAACAAAAAUAUAAAUAGAAAGUUUUUUAAUCAUGGACUUUGAGGGGAAUUACAAGGUGCGACAUCGUCCGCGACGAACAUGGCUCUAUCUUUUUUUAAUAUUUUUAAUAACAAUGGCAACAAUUUUCUUAUUUUUCAAUCAUAAUAAUAAUGACAACGAAAGGCACUUUCACAAUGAGAAACUAACAGCUUUAGAUUUUAGAAAUGAGUCAAUUACUUUAGACGAUGUUUUGGGAGGGAAGUUUUAUGCAAAAGGUUUCAAUGGAAGUUUUGUCGAUUCAACAACACUCCAAUUUUUUAAUACCAAUGGUGAUUUUGUAACAUUUUCUAUGGAAACAAAAACAACAAAAAUUAUUGUUUCAAAUCAAGAAUUUAUCGUCAAAUUGCAAUACCGCCCAUUUCGUUGUGAUUUUUCCCCAUCGAAAAAAUAUCUUCUUGUGUCAUACGAUCCGCAAAAAAUUUAUCGUCAUAGCGUAUACGCACUUUAUUCUGUGAUUGAUUUGGAAACUAGAGAAUUAAUUCCGAUUUCAACAACUUUAUCAAACAAUGAUGACCUUUCACGACGAAUACAACUCGUAAAAUGGUCAACAUCAAAAGAUGCUCUUGUAUUUGUCCAUGCAAAUGAUGUUUACUUGCUGAAAAAUAUUCAUGGAAAUGUUGAACGAAUCACUUUUGACGGGAGUCACUUAAUUUAUAAUGGGGUUGCCGAUUGGGUAUAUGAGGAGGAAAUGUUUAAUACAAACGAAGCAGUGUAUCUUCAUGACGACGAAAAUUUAGCAUUUGUUACAUUCAAUGACACUCAAGUCGAUUUGAUUCAAUUCCCAGUUUAUGGAGGAUUUCAGUAUCCAGUAAUUGAGGCAAUUCCUUAUCCAAAGUCCGGCAGACAGAAUCCUACGGCAACGGUCUCUAUUUACAGUAAUAAAGCAUCAAAAAUGCUACAAUUGCCUAGAGCCUACAUUCCAGAAGACCAUUACAUUGGAUCAGUGCAAUGGACAAGCGAUAAAAAUCUAUUAGUCCAAAUUCUCAAUCGCUAUCAAAAUAAUUCGUGGGUUUUGCUAUGCGAUUUGAAUGCUAUUUGCGAUGUGAUACACACACAAGAACAAACAUCAGGAUGGCUUGAUGUUAAAGAAAUUUAUGAAAUCUCAGAGUCCAAUUUUGUGACAAUAGAAACAACGAAGCAGUCAAAAUAUUCAUACAAGCAUGUAGUUCAAUUCAGCAAAAAUUCAGUCGUCAAGGUUUUAUCACGUGGAGAUUUUUCUGUUGAUAAAAUUUUAGCCGUUUCCAAUGGAGACAUCUACUUUACAGCCGAUGACAAUCUACACAAACAAACUGCUACAAAAACAAAAUGCUUAACUUGCAAUAAAGUCAUCAAAUGCAAAAGUAAUGAAGUUUCCAUGGAUAAAAAAAGUGGAGAGUAUUUUGUCCAAGUUUGCUUAAAUGGAUUUGAAGAUGUUCCAGUCGUUAGAAUUUUUCAAACGGAGCCCCUAACGGAAAUAUUUACAUUGGAAAGUAACAAAAAAUUAAAGGGAAACAUGGACAAUGUGCAAUUUCCUAUUACAAAGAGACUGAGUUUUAAGACUGAAAACGAUUAUUCCGUUGAGAUUAAAUUAUUCCUUCCGUUUGAUUUUGAUUCUGGACGAAAAUAUCCAUUGCUGAUUGAUGUCUAUGGUGGUCCAGGCUCUACCCGUUUAAAUGACAGAUUUUCUGUUGAUUGGGGAAUCUCUUUGGUUUCGUCAAAAAAUAUAAUUUAUGGAUCAAUAGAUGGACGGGGUUCUGGUGGAAAAAAUAAGUCUGACGAUUUUAUCUUCGAAAUUUAUAAGCGCUUUGGAACUGUGGAGGUUGAAGAUCAGAUUAAAGGGGCAGAAUAUAUUUUAAAAGCUCUUCCAUUUGUAAACCCUGAAAAAGUGGCCAUAUGGGGAUGGAGUUAUGGAGGGUUUGUAACUUCAAUGGUAAUGGGCAAAGAUUUAAAAAAUAUUUUUAAAUGUGGGAUUUCUGUGGCUCCUGUAACCAACUGGGGGUUCUAUGAUACAAUUUAUACCGAACGCUACAUGGGUUUACCACAAGAAAACUUGAAAUCCUACAACGAAUCUGAUGUGACAAAUUUUAUACAAAAUUUUAAAAACAAGCACUUUUUACUUGUCCAUGGCAACGCAGACGACAAUGUUCAUUACCAGCAAUCCAUGUAUUUAUCCAGAGCUUUAGAAUUGGGGGACAUUAUUUUUCAGCAACAGUCGUAUCCAGAUGAGAAUCAUGGAUUAGGAUCCGUCCGUCCUCACUUAUAUCAUACUUUGGAACAUUUUUUAAAUCAGAAUUGUAAUUUUUAGCCAGUGCGUUUUUUUAGAAAUCAAUAAAAUAUAGUAUAUUUUUGUAUGAAACAGGAAAA